AUGAACACUAUUCUGAAUGAGGUCUCGGAAAGCAAGGCUUGGGUGUCAGUAACACGGAUGUUGGAGCUAUUGCUUCCUCCUUCCCUCCAGCCUUGGGCGUCAUUCCUUGCACUCAUCACCUUUGGCGCUACAAGCUUCUUGGCAUGGAAAAUUUGCAAUGCUAUAUACAAUUUGUAUUUCCACCCUCUUGCGAAAUUUCCAGGCCCUCGGGAGGCAGCUCUGUCACAAAACUGGAUUUACAAGAACUCGCUAGACGGGCGGCUUGAACCGCUACUCGAAAAGCUUCACAAUCAAUACAACUCUCAUGCUAUUAGAAUUGCUCCAAACGAGCUACACAUCACCGACGUAGCUUUGUACAAAACCAUAUACAGCCAAAAUGAUCCCUGGACGAAGGACGGAAACUUCUAUGCCGCUUUUGGCACUCCUCACAGCGUCUUUGUUGAGACAGAUCAUGGUCUUCACAGACAACGGCGGAAGCUCCUCAACCCUUUCUUCUCUCGUGCUGGCGUGCUUAAUGUCCAAGAGUUGAUCUCGGAGAAAGCGACGACCCUGAGUGCGAGAUUGAGAAAGCUGCCGCCUGGCUUUAAAGUCAAUCUUUACAAUGCCUUUCGCUGCCUUACUGUGGACAUCAUCUCAGACUAUGCAUCCGGCAAAUGCUUGGAUCAAGUCAGCACCUCGGAUGAUAGUUUCUUUGGAAGCUAUCUGGAGGCAUUCGACGCCAUGGCAGAUCUCACUUGGGACAUGUGCUAUCAGCCACUCGUGCGUGCAUUUGUUGCAUGGACGCCAGCCUUCAUCGCAAAGCGGCUGAGCAAGGAGGCACGAGCAUUCAAUCGAUUGCAGGCGGCAAACACUGCAGCGCUGCAGGCCUACAGGGCCAAGCGAGAUGUCGAAAGGCCUGUGGUAUACUCUGCAUUGGACAGCUGUACCGAAGUCGAGGCGGUAGCUGAAGCUACAGAUAUUCUUGCUGCAGGUUCUGAUACAACGGCCUACAGCCUAACGGUUGGCCUGUGGCAUAUCAUGAACAGCAAGUCUAUCAAGGAGGAACUUGCGGAAGCUCUCCGCGAGAACAUGCCUGACCCGGAGACAAUCCCCAGCCUUCCGGCUCUUGAGAAAAUACCCAUCCUCACAGCCACUGUCAAGGAAUGUGUGCGAAUUGCGAGCCCGGUCCCUGGGAGAUUACCUCGCGUCGUGCCCGGCCAUGCCGCACUUUUCGUGGAUGGCAAGAGAGUGCCCGCAGGAACCAUCGUUGGCAUGUCUGCAUACACAAUGCACAGAAGUGAAGAGCUUUGGGGUCCCCGCGCCAGUGAGUUUGAUCCUCACCGUUGGCUCACUGCUGAAGGCGCGGCGAUGGAGCAGAACAUGGUCUCCUUUUCCAAGGGGCGACGUAGCUGCAUCGGCCAGCCUCUCGCUCUUGCAGAAAUUCAUGUUGUUCUAGCAUAUCUAUUUCGCAACGAAUAA
Messenger RNA from Fusarium falciforme, 1458 nucleotides. RefSeq lists its product as hypothetical. The coding region runs from base 1 to 1458 and encodes 485 amino acids. NCBI's taxonomy places the organism in Eukaryota, Fungi, Ascomycota, Sordariomycetes, Hypocreales, Nectriaceae. Gene Ontology annotation, molecular function: oxidoreductase activity, acting on paired donors, with incorporation or reduction of molecular oxygen; heme binding; iron ion binding. The record is from RefSeq and is a predicted model, not a curated record. The transcript has 2 exons.